Molecule: messenger RNA, 1752 nt
Organism: Penicillium cosmopolitanum
Lineage: Eukaryota; Fungi; Ascomycota; Eurotiomycetes; Eurotiales; Aspergillaceae
Product: fungal specific transcription factor domain-containing protein
Exons: 11
Coding region: 1-1752 (583 amino acids)
Biological process (GO): DNA-templated transcription
Molecular function (GO): zinc ion binding; DNA binding
Source: RefSeq, a predicted model, not a curated record
AUGGCACACAACCCGAUGGCACACAACGAGAAAAGUCUUGCUGCACGCGCAUCACGCUCGUGUGAUCGCUGCAAAGCGCGCAAGAAGCGAAACAAAUCAUGCCACUUUGGCCACACCAAGCGCCUGUUGCGACGGUCCAACCCCAGUGCUUAUGAACCUCAACAGCCCUCUUCAAUCCGGGAUUCGCAAGAUGACCUCCGACCCAGCCUGCAGCUUUACCCCGAUCUCUAUAUAGAUCGCGUUUUGACCGACCCACAAUCAACCGGGCUUACAAAUAGCAGCACAUCUGUAUUCAGAGCCCAUGAGAACCAUAUCACAAGUACCAAUCUGGCGUUCUUCUCAGAGAGUAAGAUUCGUCUUAUCUCGGAACGCCUCGGACACACAAAGUUACAAGAUCUUCUCGAGGAUAAUGAAGCCGAUUUAGCCGAUAAGAUGCACAAAACACGAACGCCCAUCAAAUUUAUUCUACCUUUGCAACCCGUGCUCGUUGAUUCUCAGGCCUGUUCGACCUAUAUAAGUGCCUAUUUUGAGCAUGUGCAUCCUAUUUACCCCUUCCUGGAUCAGAAAGAGUUCAAAGAUGGUAUUCACAAUUUUAACAAAGCUAGAGAUAUCUCGGCGAAUCCUUCGCUCUCGGCGCUGUAUUAUGCAGUUCUGGCGCUAGGGUGCCAACAAGUAGGGCGAGGCUCCUUUCAUCCGGGCCAAGGACAAGCCUGGGAGUUUUAUCAAGUCUCGCUGGGACUACUUUCAGAUAUUCUUCACCCAUGUGACAGCCUCAUUAACCUUCAGGCAAUCACUGCGAUGGCAAUCUUCGCUUUGAAUAUGUCGUGCCUCCAAAUCAUGGAGACCCUAAUCACGGAAUCGGCUAGAAUGGCUCAUUGUCUGGGUUAUCAUCUUGCUCCUGCGCAUCACUCGCUGUUUUCCAUCAGUGCUAUCAUGCGUACGUCUGACCAAUAUGAUCUGGCGAUAAAAUUACUAUGUGAUGAUCUAGAGGCUUGGAAGGCGACUUUACCCCCUAGGCUCCGUCCUGGGCAGCCAUACCACCCCAUGCACUACAAAGAUCAGCCCAUUCUGGGAGUUAUGGUUCUACGGCUCCACUACGCCUAUUAUGCUCUUCUUAUUUCUCUGUGCCGCUUACGGUUACACGUAAGCAAAGAUAGCCUUUCAUUAGGAAAGGCAAAAGAGAAGCUCCUGGGUGCAUCGCGUCUGGUGAUUCAAUCAACCCGGUAUAUCGACAGACAGCCGUAUACUCCCCUCUGGAUGCUCAGUGUGGUACCGAUAUCAGCCAUGUUUGUGAUAUUCGAUUUUAUUGUUUUCAAUCCACUUCACCCUGAAACAGAGUUUAAUCUCGCCCUCAUGGAUGUUGCGGCGGCGUACUUCCUGCGACUCGAAUCGGCGACCGAGGCUUCACUCAGUAGCUCGAAAUUGACGGGCUUCGCUCAUAUCGCCAGCGACUUCAUUCAGAAUUCGCUUUAUGGGCAACCGCCUUCUAGGUCCGAACCUCAAUCCGAUUUCCUGACUAUGCCGCGAGAGCAAGUACCUGUACCAGUAGGAUUGAAUGGCAACUGCCGGAACUUUCAUAAUACACCUGAGAUAUAUGCUUUAGAUGAGAUGAUGUCAACAGAUGAGGACCUCUCGCCGAGUUCCUUAUUCUAUCCGGUCAUACGCGCUCAACCUUCCGCCGACGACAAUCUCCCAUUUGGGUUUGACUUUUCAGAUCUGUUCGAUAUCAUGAUUCCUCAGAUUUCUUCCUAG